Molecule: messenger RNA, 1614 nt
Organism: Penicillium oxalicum
Lineage: Eukaryota; Fungi; Ascomycota; Eurotiomycetes; Eurotiales; Aspergillaceae
Product: M14 family metallopeptidase
Exons: 2
Coding region: 1-1614 (537 amino acids)
Biological process (GO): proteolysis
Molecular function (GO): metallocarboxypeptidase activity; zinc ion binding
Source: RefSeq, a predicted model, not a curated record
AUGCGUCUCCUUCCCAGCAUCGUCCUUCUUUCGGCGCUGAGUCCACCUACGUUGGCCGUCCCUGCGGGCUCCAGUAUUGCGCCCGAUCCCGCAACACCACUGCUGCGGCCCGCCACCUUCUUGGACCAGCCUUCCCAACCGCGCCGGCCAUGGAAUCGGCUGCGUGACUGGGCGAUUGAAUCCCUCUGGGGGAGAUCCCGAUCCACCUCCCGGAAACAGUCCAGUCUGCCCAAGAAUGUGCGCGAUCGAUACGGGAGUGAUGUGGUCCUCCGCUUUCACUUGCGCCAUCCCCACGACGCCGAAGCGCUGGCCGCGGCCUCCAAAGUCCUGGUGCUGGAUGUGUGGGCCACCACCACGACGUAUGUUGAUAUACGCCUGGCUGAAGAAAUGAUACCCUCCCUCCUCGAUCUACUUCCUCCGUCUUUGCAGUCCAGCCACACUCCGCUCAUGGAGAACCUCGUCGACAUGAUCUACAAUACAUACCCUCGACACCUCUACAUCUCGUCAGGAACAGAGUCCGACUUUCGAUCGGGGAGUAGACGCACAGCGACCCCGCCGGUCGAGGACAUCUUCUUCCACGACUAUCAACCACUCUCGGUGAUUGUCCAGUGGAUGCGACUGAUGUCAUCCAUGUUCCCCACACAUGUGCAUCUCACCAGCGUGGGUACAUCGUACGAGGGCCGGGACCUCCACGCCUUGCGAGUCGGGGUAUCCCCCUCACCGUUGGAGCCGACCGGCCCACGCAAGACGAUCGUGGUCGUCGGCGGCUCUCACGCGCGAGAGUGGAUCAGCACCUCGACCGUCACCUAUCUCGCAUAUAAUCUGAUCACUCGGUAUGGCCAUUCGGCCGAGGUGACACGACUUCUACAGGAGUAUGAUUGGAUUCUGAUUCCGUCGCUGAACCCAGACGGCUACGUUUACUCGUGGGAAGGCGAUCGGCUGUGGCGUAAGAAUCGACAGCCCACAGGGCUGCCACUCUGCCGGGGCGUCGACCUGGACCGAGCCUGGGACUUUGAGUGGGAUGGCGAGUCAACUCGGUCGAAUCCGUGCUCGGAGAACUACGCCGGCGCCGAACCCUUCGAGGCCGUCGAGUCCCGCCGAUUCGCCCAGUGGGCGCAAAAUGAAACCGAGAGCGGUCGCGCCGACAUCGUGGGCUUCUUGGAUCUUCACUCGUACUCUCAACAGAUUCUGUAUCCCUAUUCCUACAGCUGCGCUUCGGUGCCCCCAACGUUGGAGAGCUUGGAAGAACUGGGAUUGGGGCUGGCCAAGGCGAUCCGCCAGUCCACCCACGAAUCAUACGACGUGACCUCGGCCUGCGAAGGGAUUCUCACGACGGAAGGAUCUGCGCGAACCAGCGCCGGCGGAAGUGCUCUGGACUGGUUCUACCACCACCUUCAUGCCACCUACGCGUUUCAGAUCAAGUUGCGCGACCGAGGCAGCUAUGGCUUCCUGCUACCCCCGGAGGACAUUGUGCCCACGGGCAAGGAGAUUUUUAAUGCUAUUCUGACCUUUGGGCGGUUCGUCUGGGGGGAGACACUCUUUGAGCAUGAGGAGACGAGCUCCUCGGUCAAGAUCCCAUUCAAUUUUGAACAGAAGCCACUGGCUCGGAAAUAG